This is a messenger RNA of Candidozyma haemuli, 3273 nucleotides long. RefSeq names its product exocyst subunit (gene SEC8). Lineage: Eukaryota; Fungi; Ascomycota; Pichiomycetes; Serinales; Metschnikowiaceae. The record is from RefSeq and is a predicted model, not a curated record. Gene Ontology annotation, biological process: exocytosis; Golgi to plasma membrane transport. The coding region runs from base 1 to 3273 and encodes 1090 amino acids. The transcript has a single exon. Gene Ontology annotation, cellular component: exocyst.
AUGUCGGAGGACGAUGAGAGAAAAACUCAGAAAUCUCUCGCCGACGUCAAGACGCUCUAUAAAGACAUCCGCUACGAUUGGUCUCAGUUGACCACAGGCGACACCACACCCAUAGAAUUGGCAAUUGCAUUUCUUGACGACACAUCGGUUGGUUUAGCCCACAGGAAGGCAGACUUCGACGAACUAUGUGAAACCACCAGCGAUACUCUCCGGAGAGCGGUUGUGGAGAACCACGAGAUUUUCAAUAACUCGGUUGGUCUGUACCAUAUGCUCAUGUCGAUAGCAAAAGAGUCACAGGAGGACUCUGCUCAAAUCAAAGAGCUCAUAGAGACAAGUACUCGUGAUAUGAAUGACAGAAUGGGUGUACUUAAAGAGCUCGAUAGCAGUUCAGAGAAGUACUCUGAGAUGCUCGAAAUUCUCGACGCUAUUGAAAGUUUACACGCAAUUCCUGAUAAGGUCGACAAGCUUGCUGCAGAUAAAGAGCUUCACAAAGUGUACGAUACCAUUGCAGAGGGUUACAAGGUUGCAGCAAAGUACAACUUAUGGCAACUACCCGCGUUAGCCGGGAUCCAAAGCUUUUUAGACAACCAAUCUAACAGUCUUUACGACAUGAUCGUUGACGAAUUGAGAAAUGAGAUUUAUCUCAAGAACUCCACAAUUUUCAAUCAGGAUAAGGGAUCAUGGAUUGACAACCUUUCUUCGAACAACCCUCAAAUUGCCUCCUUCAAGACAUUGAUUCAACAACUGAAUAACUUGGAGCUGUAUAUUUACAAUUCUGCUAACUUGGACAUUGGCGAAAUUGCUGGAUGCUUUACCGAGCCUGCUUCGACUUUCAUUGAACAUCAACUUCCUAAAAUCCACGCACAUUACUCCAAGUUUCAAGCAUCAAAAGCUGACUAUUCAUUGAUUCUAGAAUACGCUUCUAGCCCUUCUUCGGAGUCGUACUUCUACCUUUACAUGUUGCUUACAACGGCAUCCAAACUUAACAGAUUGGACGCUGUGUUGGAGAUCUUAGUCUCGUCUGUCCAGGUCGAACUCCACGAUUUAAUCAACCGAACUACACAAGAAUGCAAGCAGAGAAACUUACCUCAGCUCGCAAGACUUGCUAAGGCUGUGAAGUUUGAGUUGGGUGCGGGCUCCGACAAAAUUAGUGGGCAGACCUUCAAUGAUGCCGCCGUGCCAAUCUUGCAAGACUUUUUCAGUACCAUUGUCACGAAAGCCACGUUGGUGCUUCUGAAACACAGAGUCAUUUGUGAGAUAGUGAAACAUAUUGAAAGUAGCCACACUGUCAGUUCAACCGCGCGUGACUCAAAUGUUGGUCCUCCAGCACCAAAAUACGAUUUCAAGACCAUCUGGAAUCUACUUAAGAAGGAAAUCGAAUCACUUAUCGUCAGCUAUAUCUAUGAUGACAAUGCUGAAGAGGGCAAUAAGCAUAAGCAAGAUCCGAAUUCAUCCGCAAGUAAGUUGCAUCAAAUUUUGGCCAACAAACAGCUUUUCAAGUUUGAUAAUGUCUCCUUUGGUUCAACUAGCAAAACUACGGAAGACAUGACGAUGGUUCUCAAUGAAAUGUUCCCCGGUUUCAGCCCUAGUUCGAAGAAGGGAUCUAUUCAAGACUCAGAAGUUGAAAUGUCCCCAUACAUAACAAACGAGCUGUUCAAUACCUUAGCCGAAGACCUCGUUCCAAAGAACAUUUUCAACAUGAGAAUUAUCUUGGAAUUCUUCCUCAUUUUUAUUUCAGCAUCUCACGAUAUGCUUACCGAUUUUGGAAAGGUCAAGGGCACGAGCAUGGUAGCAUACCAGUUCUUUUACGAAUUUAUGAGAAACUCAUUUCACAGAAAGCUUCAAACUGAUCUCAAUAUUAACUUUGAGAAAUGCAUGGCUGGUGAAUUUGAUCAGCAUUUGGCAGCCGAUGCCAAGAUGAACAACAAGUUUAACCAAGAGACUAUUACCUUGACCGACGAUGACACUGAAAGCCAGGCUAUUUCCAACUUCUCUCGCUCAAAGUCAUCAAUAAGCAAGGUCUACGUUAAUGCCAGCAACUUCCGCCGCUUAUUCAACCACACUUGUCACUCAUUAAACACAUCAUUCACUUACAGAAGAGACAUUAGCGACCUUACAUUGAAUUUACUAAAGAAAUUUGCUGGUUCCUACAAUGAUUACUUCAAAGAGCUUUUAUCAUCAGGUGUCGGUCAUGAUAUCACAGAGUUGGGGAUUGGCAUAGGUGAGAGGUCCAAGCACGUACUGCAAAUCAACAAAUGGCUCAAGACCCCUGCUCUUUUAGAAAUGAGUGGCGGCAUUCUUCAAUAUCAUGACGAUCUCGAGGGCUGCGCUCCGUUGAUCGAGAAAGAAAUUGAUCUCAUGCUUUUCAAGUCAAGUCACAACCCAAGCAUAUUUGAUAUCACAAAAGACGAUUUGCUCGACGAUGAAUGGUUUGACCAGGUGUGCUACUUACUUCUUACUGCCUCAUGGAUACUACUGUGGUUACCUGCAAUGAGAAAGGAGUCAAAUUAUACCAUCUACGAAACCGGUAACCCAAAGGUCAAGAUUUCUGAGGUUGAUAAAUUGAGGUACGAUUGGUCGAUUUUAGAAAAUGGCCGCUCUACUUUUGCGAUUGCAGAGAAAACGCAGAAUGUAUACUUGACGCUCAACCUGGCAAAGAUUGGCGAGUUUGAUGAAGUUAUUCGAACAUUCGAAAGCAUCAGAGACCAAACUUUGGUGGCAUUGAGAUACGACCUUCGACUUAAGGCUUUGUACUAUAUUGGCAAGUCAUACCACGAGAACUUUGUUCUCGGCACUGAACCUGCCGAUUCUGACCAGUUUAUCGGUCAGUAUAACCGUGAAGUGUAUUCUAUCGGGACCAAGAUAUCCGAGAUGCUUACACCGGCGGAGAACGAUUGUGUCUUUGUUGGAUUGCCCACGUUCUUGACGCGUGCAUUCUUGCAAGGCAGUGAAAUGAUCCAGAUGGCUAAUAGGAACGGUAUCAAGAAGAUUCUUCUUAAUAUUAUCACAAUUCAACAGAUGCUCCGAAGUGUGAUGAAGGAAGUGGAUCAUGUUGACUUUAGCAGAGCAUCCAGAUACUUUGAGCUCUUUACCGCUACUGAGCAUGUACUCCUCCAAAAGAUUGCUGAUAGCAAAGAGGCAUACACUAAGGAAGAAGUUAUCAACUUACUCCGUUUGAUCUAUAGUGAGAAGCUCCAAUCUGACAAUGUGAGCUCUUUCAAUAAGAGCAAGUUCAGCGAACUUUCAAGAAAGAUUGGAGACAUAUUUGCAUAG